UUUAUGUUGAUGAUUAAAAUUGUAUCUGUCAUUUAAUAUAAUUUGUAGCUAACCAGAGCAUAUAUUGUUGUAGGUGCAGACACAGAUUUUAUAAUGAUAUAUUAGGCAAAGGAUAGUAGCUGUAUGUGAUAUAUUAUCUCACAAUGAAUGACAGAAAAAGAAAGGCAGAAGAUAUUCCCUUUGCCAACUGUAAUGGAGUGCAUGUCAUGAAGAAGAAUAAUUCUGAAGUCUCACUUGGCCAGCCUGUUGUGGAAGAGGAAGAUUUGAUAUUUGAUGGUUUUCCCUCCACACAGGAGAGUAACUAUGGUGGAACUGGAGAGCAGUCGUGGUCAGCAGACCAUCUUGCUCAGAAGUUAGAUAAAAUUGGUUUAAUUGAAAUAGCCCAAAAGUUUAGAGAACAGAACAUAUCUGGAGCAGUAUUAGACAUGAUAACAGAAGAACAACUUACAGCUAUGGGUGUAGAUAAAAUUGGUGAUAGGUUACAAGUUUUGAAGUUCAUCAGAGGUAUUUCUGAAGAGCAUCAGAGAAAGGUAUUUAAUGAUCCUGUCCAUGGUCAUAUGGAAAUCCAUCCAUUAUGUGUAAAGAUAAUCGAUACUCCACAGUUUCAAAGGCUAAGAUAUAUAAAACAGCUAGGUGCUUGUUAUUUUGUUUAUCCUGGUGCUGGUCAUAAUAGAUUUGAACAUUGUAUUGGUGUUUGUCAUUUAGCUGGACAGUUAGCUCGGACUUUGAAGAAACGGCAGCCAGAACUAGACAUAACAAAUAAGGAUGUCUUGUGUGUAGAAAUAGCAGGCCUAUGUCAUGAUUUAGGUCAUGGACCUUUUUCCCAUUUAUUUGAUGGUAAAUUUAUACCGACAGUAAGACCAAAGUUGAAAUGGAAGCAUGAAGAUGCUUCAGUAAUAAUGUUUGAUUACCUGAUCAAGGAGAAUGAACUAAGAGAAGAGUUUGAGAGAUUUGGUUUGACAGAACAGGAUAUUACAUUCGUUAAGGAACAGAUCGCAGGUCCCUUGAAAAAGAAUAAAAAUGAAAAACUUUUACAGGGUGAUACAGAAGAAUGGCCUUAUCAAGGUAGAGAGGAAAAGAAAGGCUUUUUGUAUGAGAUAGUAGCAAACAAAAGAAAUGGUAUAGAUGUAGAUAAAUGGGACUACUUUGCCAGGGACUGUCAUGGUCUGGGGAUAAAAAAUAACUUUGAUCACCACAGAUUUAUGAAGUUUUCAAGGGUGUUGAAUGUAGAUGGUACACUACAGAUCUGUUCCAGAGAUAAGGAGGCAGAUACACUUUACAGCAUGUUUCAGAUAAGAGCAACAUUACAUCGAAGGGCUUACCAACAUAGAGUCUGUAAUGCAAUAGAAACUAUGAUAACAGAUGCCUUCAUUCAUGCAGACAAGAAAGGGAUUAUACCAGGGAAAGAUGGAAAACUUGUAAGAUUAUCUGAGUGUAUAGAUGACCCUGUAGCCUAUACCAGCCUGAAUGACAGUAUUUUCCAUGUGAUUCUUAUGUCAACCGACAAGGAACUUGCCAAGUCCAGGGAAAUAUUACAAAGAAUCCAACGUAGACAGUUAUACAAAUGUGUAGGGGAGACAACUCCAACUGAAGGCAAAACAAAGGAUGAUGUAUCAAAAAUCAAAGAAGAGAUCAUGUCAUGUAUUGAAGAGGAGUCAUGUGACAUGUUACGUCCAAAUGACUUAGUUGUACAUCUAGUGUACCUAGAUUAUGGAAUGAAGACAGAAAACCCCAUUAAGAACGUCAGAUUUUAUAACAAGAAUGAUGUAACUAAAGCAGUUAUUUUAGACAAACAUCACGUAUCACUGAUGUUGCCUGGUGUCUUUGCUGAACAGCUGAUUAGACUAUAUUGUAAGAAGACAGAUGAAGAAAGUCUGAAGAUAGCCAGGGAUAGUUUUCAGAAAUGGUGUGUUGAUAAAGGACUUCUGUCGAAGCAGGAUUCCCUGACACCUGAUAAAGACCUGAAUGGUCUGAAAACACCAGACAAUAAACCAUCUACAGAAUCUAAAUCUACACCGGUCUCUGCUGGAAAAUUCAAACAAAGAUUGUCCUUUUAAGUCAGGACAUCACACAUAAUGCAUUUAUAUAGUUAUAUUGUUUUAUCAACUUGGGUGAUCUGUCUCAACUUAAGGUUUGGACUUUACUAGUUGUAAAUGGAAUAUUCGUCAUAUUUGAUAAAUAUUUAAACACAUGUAUAGUGAACCCUUGUAUCAAUGAAUUUUCUUUUGUAAUUAUUUUUUUUUUUCAUGUGUAAACAGAACAGCAAUCGAAUUUAAAUAAAAUCAGAAGUCCAAUAUUAUGUGGCAAAAUUUGCAGUGUUUGUAAACAAAUAUGAUAAUUUUUAUUCAUGUAUAAUUUUAUGCAUUCUAAAAAUCAUUGUGUUAAAUUUCUAUCUAUUUAUGACGCAGAAAGUAUUUUUUGUGAAUAGAACCGAUAAAUGCUUUUGCUUGAUAUUUGAUUUGAAAUUUACUUUUGAUUAACAUUUUAUUUUACAAUAUAAAGAUAAAUAUUAAGGUGGUACCAAACACCUUGACUAAAAUUAAUUUGACUCGUUUAAUUUUCAUAAAAUUUAGACAAAAUAUUUACUUUGACCCUUUGACAAAAAUAUAAAAAUUUCAAAAAACUUGGAACCACACACUUUAUCAGAAAAAUUUCAUUGGAUAUAUAGCAGUUUGACAAACACUAAUUUUGAUCAGUGAGAAGCUUAAUGUUUC
This is a messenger RNA of Mytilus californianus (California mussel), 2714 nucleotides long. Its product is annotated as deoxynucleoside triphosphate triphosphohydrolase SAMHD1-like. Bases 144 to 2057 code for a protein of 637 amino acids. Gene Ontology annotation, molecular function: dGTPase activity; protein binding. Lineage: Eukaryota; Metazoa; Mollusca; Bivalvia; Mytilida; Mytilidae. Gene Ontology annotation, cellular component: nucleus. Gene Ontology annotation, biological process: regulation of innate immune response; dGTP catabolic process; defense response to virus. The record is from RefSeq and is a predicted model, not a curated record. The transcript is spliced from 18 exons.